AUGGUACAAAAUAGUUUGAUCUUAUCUGCUAUUGCUCUGUUGGGCUUGUCUCACAUGAUGCUUGGUGGUGUUGAAGCUGCCCCUUCCGUCGAUGCUGCUCGUCAAUUGUUUGGCAAGGUCUACAAUUCUCACCGCCUUUAUAAUAGCAAUGUGCUCGUUGAAGAAGGUGCUGACAAGAACGCUACAGCUGCUGGCAACUCUUCUUGCCCUGUUGAGAUCAACAACAGCACUCUGGAUGCUUUUAACCAUUUCCAAGGCAUCUUCUUUGGUGAUUAUGCCAACAACUUUAACGGUUCUAACAUUGAAGGCCCUUUGGCUGUCGGUGGUGAUUUCACUGGCUACAACUUUGUUAUCAACUCUCUCGCCAACGCCUCCAUCUGCGAGAAUAGCAACGCUACUUCCAUUGACGCAAAGAACGCCACUGCUGCCAACAUAUUUGAAAACUAUGGUAUGGUUCUUGGUGGUGUCCCUACUGCUCAAAAUGUCUCUGCUAAUGGCAACGUGUUCAUUGCCAAUGGUACUAACGUCGGUAUCACUACAACGAGUGCUCCUUGUCAACUUGAGUUCAACAACAAGACGGGUGCACUGAACUUUGACUUGCUCAAGACAACCGCUAACAAUGCCUCUGCUUACUUGGCUAGCAUCCCUCCCAACAUGGUCUUGGACAAAGAAGGUCAUUUGAAGCCAACUGAUGUUAAGAAUCAGACCUCUUUCACCACCUUCAAGUUUGAUUCUUGUGCUCAAACUGGUAAAUGUGGUGUUGAAGGUGAACAAGCAUCUGAUCCUACCAAGGUCUUCUUUGGUAAUGGUAACUGGACUGGCCCUGAAGGUAAUGAGACCUACCCUACAGAUAAACCUGUAGUCUUCAACAUUCCUGUUACGGCUGGUACUACUUUGGUUCUCAACUCUACCGACCCUGGUGCUAAUCUCACUGCUUGCAACACCAUCUACCACGCAUAUCCCGUUGACGCAGAAGGUCAAUUCCAAGCUAACGGUACCUUUUCUGUAAAUCGUGAAACCGAAAAGCGUCUCCCUGGUCUCUUCCUGGCUCCUCGUGGCACUAUUAUGGAUGGCCAUAAAGGUGGUUUCGAAGGCCAAGUCAUCGCCUUGGGCUACACUUGGAGUGCUGAAGAUGGUCCUGUCUUGAAGUCAUCUGAAUGUCCUGAUAGAGAGUGUUUCCCUUUCAAGGUACUCAAUGAGGCCUCCAGCGAUAACUCUACUACUACCACCACUACCACUACUACCAAGCUUCCUACUAUCAUCCCUAUCCCUACAAACGCUGUAUCCGCCGCUUCAUCUGCUGCCUCAUCUGCUGCUUCUGAGGCUUCAUCUUCUGUUAUUUCAACAGCACUUGAAAGCGCUGCCUCAUCAGCUUCAUCAGCCUCAUCUGUCGCAACCGCUGCUUCAUCCGCUGCUUCAUCUGCUGCUUCAUCAGCCUCUGAGUCAGCUUCUUCUGCCAUUUCCACAGCUAUUGACACCGCCACGGCAUCCGCUGCCUCCUCUGCUUCGGCUUCUCUUGAAUCUGCCUGGUCAACUGCUCUUGAGUCAGCGACUGCCUCGGCUGCUUCAUCUGCUCUUGAAUCAGCUUCAUCUAACAUGCCCACUGCCAUUGGAACAGCCGCUUCAUCCGCUGCUUCCUCUGCUGCUUCAUCUGUUUAUGAAUCAGCAGAAGUUACCAGCUCUGAAGAACCUACUGCUACCGCUACUGACGCUUCAUCUGAUACUUUCUCCGUUUAUGAAUCUACUGAAGCAAGUUCUACUGAAGCAAGCACUACCGAAGUAACCUCUGAGGCUACUUCCACCGAAGAGCCAACUGCUAUUGAGACCGCAUCUUCCUCUAGCGCUUCAUUUGAAGAAAGCGCCACCUCUGAAUCAGCUCAGACUACCUCUACUGAUGAUGUCUCUGCCUCCAUUGAAACAGCUGCUUCCUCCGCUGCCUCAUCCGCUGCCUCAUCUGUCUAUGAAUCUGCUCAAGCUACCAGCACCGAUGUCGUUCCUCCGGUUGUUGUACCUACUGCCACAGAUGCUGCUAGCUCUGAUGUUCCUACUGGUGAAGCUUCUGCCACUGGCGAUUCUUCUGAAACAACUAUCGCUCUUGGCUCUACUGGUGCUUCCUCUGCUGAAGCUACUUCCACCGUUGAGCAAACAGACACUGUUGUCGUUGUCCCCACUGCUACAGCUGAUGAAAGCUCAUCCUUAGAGGGCUCAGCUGCUGCCUCCUCUUCUGAUGUAGCUACCACUUCCUACGAGGAGACAUCUCUUGCCUCAAGCACUGAGACAUCUACUGCCUCUAUUGAGCCUUCUGCUUCUGAUGUUGAGUCCUCUUCUUUCGAACAGACAGAGACUGAAACCGCUACAGCUACUGAGACUAUCCCUGUUGUCACAGGUACUUCUGAACCCACCUCUAGCAAGGCCACUUCUUCUGCCGACAAAACUACCACCUCUACCAAGACAAAGUCUACCAGCAAGACCUCUUCCAAGGAUUCCGAUGCUACCACAUCCAGCAAGAACACCAAGACAACCACAUCCGAUGGUGAUAAAAAGACUGCCUCUAGCACUACUACCAAGAAGGAUAGCACAAAAACCAAGGAUGCCGCCACCACCACCAAGAAGGAUAAAACUAAGACUUCUUCCUCUGAAGAGCCUACUAUCACUUCUACCAAGCAGUCAAAGUCCAAGGAUUAUGAAGUGUCUACCAUUACAAAGACCAAGAUUAAGACCAAGACCAACAAGCAUGAUGAAGUCAAGACCAAGACCAAGACCAAGGUCAAGACCACUACCAUUUGGAACAAUGAUGAUGACGAAGAUGACGACGAUGACAAUGAAGAUGAUGAGUAA
Messenger RNA from Mucor velutinosus, 2838 nucleotides. RefSeq names its product Methyltransf_11 domain-containing protein. The transcript has 4 exons. Bases 1 to 2838 code for a protein of 945 amino acids. The record is from RefSeq and is a predicted model, not a curated record. NCBI's taxonomy places the organism in Eukaryota, Fungi, Mucoromycota, Mucoromycetes, Mucorales, Mucoraceae.